Messenger RNA from Phalaenopsis equestris, 1436 nucleotides. RefSeq lists its product as uncharacterized. The record is from RefSeq and is a predicted model, not a curated record. The coding region runs from base 275 to 1333 and encodes 352 amino acids. The transcript is spliced from 8 exons. Lineage: Eukaryota; Viridiplantae; Streptophyta; Magnoliopsida; Asparagales; Orchidaceae.
CAUUAUGGGAAGCAUUCUUUCUUCUUUCUUCCUUGUUACAACAGGGAAGCUUCUCCUUCCACGCUUGGGUCGUUGGCUGCUCUCCCAAGCCCUCUUUUGACCUAAUUCUGUGUCCUCUGGUCAUGGCGGACUUUUGAAGAAUUUAGGGUUCUUUUUUCUCUAAAGCUGCCGUCUCAUCUUUAUCUUUAUAAACUAUCUGCCCCCUUCUUUCUACAACGGCGACUUCCAUUUCUAUUCACCCAGAUUUUAGUAAAUUGAGGAUUCAAGAACAAGAAUGCGUGCGCCUUCACUUCUUUCUCAAUGUUUGAUGGGUUUGAUAACCCAUGAUAAGACCGGCCAUGGAUUAUCCAUAGCUUCUGAAAGGGAUUCUAAUUUUCCUUCACCUGCGGUCGAGAUUGCCCCUUCGAAGAGUGCUCAUUCCUACAAGUAUGCAGGGGAGAAUGUUGAUUUACAGGGCAUCAACAUCUUUAAGGGAAGAGUUAGUGUGGCUGAUAUCAUUGGUUUUUCGAGUUUAGAAACAAUAUCUUCAAAACAUGAUGGAUAUUUAAAAUCUUGGGAAAGUUCGUUCGAUCUUGUAAACAUUCUCAAACAUGAAAUUCGUGAUGGGCAGUUGAGUUUUAGAGGAAAACGUGUUUUGGAGCUUAGCUGUGGAUAUGGCCUUCCUGGAAUAUUUGCUUGCUUGAAGGGUGCAGCCACUGUCCAUUUCCAGGACCUAAAUGCUGAAGCCAUAAGAUGCACAACCAUUCCCAAUGUUCUCGCAAAUCUGGAACAGGCUCGAGAUAGAAAGACACGUCAGCCGGAGAGUCCUCUUACUCCGUCUCGACAGCAGUUAGCUCCUGAUGUCCAUUUCUAUGCCGGCGACUGGGCUGAGCUUCACACGGUCUUAUCUGUCAUAGGAAUAGACUGUUCUGAUCCUGCUGCCGGUAUGUGUCUCAGCUUUUCGGAGGAGGAUUUGAUGGAUGGUUACAGUAGCCAGGAUGGCAGCAUUAUAGGCCUAGAAGCACCGAGCAAUAGAAGGUCGAGGAAGCUCUCUGGAAGCCGCGCAUGGGAGAGGGCGAGCGAAGCGGAUCAAGGAGAUGGAGGAUAUGAUAUUAUCUUAAUCACUGAGAUACCAUACUCAGCCAGCUCUCUCAAGAAGCUUUAUAGACUCAUAACCAAGUGCCUGAGGCCGCCAUACGGCGUGCUCUAUCUGGCUGCGAAGAAGAAUUUCGUCGGCACCAACGGAGCUGCGAAGCAGCUGAGAGCUCUGAUGGAUGACGAAGGUCUUUUUGGUUCGCAUCUGUUAACAGAGCUCUCUGACAGAGAGAUUUGGAAGUUCUUCUUCCUCAAGUAAAAGAAAAUUACAGAAUGUACACCCUCUAAUCUCUGUAAAUAACAUUUCUGCACUUCUUCAUACAUUGUCUGUGAGUUCUUAUAGUUUAGGUUAGUUUUGAAAA